Molecule: messenger RNA, 1785 nt
Organism: Neoarius graeffei (lesser salmon catfish)
Lineage: Eukaryota; Metazoa; Chordata; Actinopteri; Siluriformes; Ariidae
Gene: fars2
Product: phenylalanyl-tRNA synthetase 2, mitochondrial
Exons: 7
Coding region: 144-1526 (460 amino acids)
Biological process (GO): phenylalanyl-tRNA aminoacylation
Cellular component (GO): mitochondrion; cytoplasm
Molecular function (GO): ATP binding; phenylalanine-tRNA ligase activity; tRNA binding
Source: RefSeq, a predicted model, not a curated record
GGAAACGUGUCGAACGUGUUUUGUGUCUGUGCUCGUUACUCGGAGCCGACACGACUGAUGUAGUAGAUACUUAGCCUGAGCUCAGAGUUUUCCUUGAACAGCUGUGUAGUUUGGAUUUCUUCUGACUUGUUCCCUCCUUAGCCAUGAGGUCUUACUGUAGAAGCAUUCAGAAAUCUCUGUGCCACCUUAAACUCCGAGAACCCAUCGCCCGCCAAUGGCCAAUCACCUGCCUCAGGUCCAGUACCUCGACACUAUCUCAGAGACGCUGCCUGUCCACACACACCUCCACCCCCCAUCCUCAAAUCAGCCACGAAUGGGUGGAAAUUCUCAGCCGCGUCUACCCGAGAGAUGAUAUGACCAACGUGACUGCUAAAAUCCUGUCCAUGGUGGGCCGAGAGCUUCACAACCAGAAGCAUCAUCCACUGUGGAUCAUUAAAGAACGGAUAAAAGAGCAUUUUUACUAUUCCUACACAAGCCGCACAGGUACACCACUCUUCUCUGUCCAUGAUAACCUCAGCCCAGUGGUGACUGUCGAGCAGAACUUCGACAGCCUGCUCAUUCCCAAAGAUCACCCGAGCCGGAAAAAGGGUGACAACUACUACCUGAACCAGACACACAUGCUGCGGGCACACACCUCUGCCCACCAGAGGGAGCUGGUACGUGCCGGGCUUGAUCGCUUCCUGGUAGCUGGGGACGUCUACCGGAGGGACGAGAUCGACGCAAAUCAUUAUCCCGUCUUCCACCAGAUGGAAGGAGUGCGACUUUUUACCAACCAUGAGUUGUUUGCACGAGUGGAGAACGGCGAGGAUCUGUCGCUCUUUGAGCACAGCGAUCGACGCACACCACAGAAACAGGAGACUCAAACUCUGGAGGCCGUGAAGCUGGUGGAGUUCAACCUGAAACACACCCUCACACAGCUCAUCAGGCACCUCUUCGGGGAAGAGCUAGAGAUCCGCUGGGUGAACUGCUACUUCCCCUUCACACAUCCUUCCUUUGAAAUGGAGGUCCGUUUUCAGGGAGAAUGGCUGGAGGUGCUGGGAUGUGGUGUCAUGGAGCAGGAGCUGCUACACUCAGCAGGCGCAGGGAAUAAAAUCGGCUGGGCUUUUGGCUUGGGCUUGGAAAGACUCGCCAUGGUUUUGUUCGGCAUCCCGGAUAUCCGACUCUUCUGGAGCAAGGACGAGCGCUUCCUGAAACAGUUCCAUCUAGCCAACAUCAACGACUCUGUGACCUUUCAGGCCCUCAGUAAAUACCCACCGCUCUUCAAUGACAUCUCCUUCUGGCUGCCGGCUGAAGGAUACACAGAGAAUGACUUCUACGAUUUGGUGCGCAGUAUCGGAGGAGAUCUGGUGGAGAAGGUCACACUGCAGGACCAGUUCACUCAUCCAAAGACUAAGAAGGUGAGCCACUGUUACCGCAUCGUGUACCGUCACAUGGAGAGAACUUUGAGCCAGGAAGAAGUGCGGCUGAUUCACCAGGCCAUCGAACAGGCAGCUGAGCGAGAGCUGGGUGUUCAAGGGAGAUUCUGAUCCCUCUUCAGCCUGUAUCCAUUCAAACAGAACAAGCACAACACGAAGAAUGUCAUUUCUAACAAAACACACUGUUGUUGGUUUUUCAUGCCUUGAAAAGCUUCCUUGGACAAGGCAGGAGGUCAUUAUUUAAAGGAGAUGGAUUGCACAGACUGUAUUUGAGACUUUUAUACUUAACCAUUAACUCACUUCUAGCUACAGUAUUUGUUGUUUUAAACAAAAAUCUUGCACUGUUGACCUUGAUCUCGUUCUUUUUUUU